CGCAUGCGCAGAGACAAAGGUAAGAAAGCACUUCCUACUUCCGACAAGGAACUGCAAGCAGCCAGGAGUUCGAAUGUUUACAUCGUAACUGCUGAGAUCGACGUCACAUAUCCCACACCACCAAGCGCCAGCGACACUCCCACCAGGUGGCCACCAUGUCUACCCCGGGGUACCCCGCCUACUACUAUGGCGACUCGCAGACGGGCAGCGUCUCCAACUUGAGCGAGGGCGGAGGCAUGAAGAGAUACGCCUCCAAGUCCAGCAUCGCGGGCGGGCAGAGCCUCACAGGCUCCAGGUCGCUGCUGUACGGCAGUCGCCGCAGUCUGUACUCCACCUACACCAUGUCUGGCAUGUCCUACGUCCUGCCCAUAGUGGCCAAACAGCCCGACCCCUGGCGACGACCCCCGGACAACUGGCCCAUCGCCUUCCUCUCCAUCUUCAUCAACCCCAUCUUUGGGGUCUUCGCCGUUCUUCUCGCUGAGCAAUCCAAGAUCUACUACGCCCGCUGCAACUACAUGAAAGCCUCGCAGUACGGAGCGUACGCUAAGGGCACGGCGGCCGGGGGCGUCUACUGCACGGUCAUCGUCUUACUGUGGAUCAUCGGGGCGGUCGUCAACGAGAGAAUGAAGUACGAUAUCUGACCUCGCUCGACCGUCUUGUUUUUGUUCAGGAAAAAAAAUGUGAAGUAUGCUGACAAAAUGAGUUGCCUCUCGGAUUCAAGCCUUUAGGAAAUAUAUACAUCACUCUUACGGGUGAAAUUUUAGCAAUUUGUAAGUAUGAAAUAAUAAAAGACAGGUUAUAGAACUUGUUAAAGAAUAUGACAUCAAUAGAAAAACUACAAAUUUGACCCUAAUGUCUAUUUUUGGCCAAUAUCUCCAUUUGCGGAUUGCGAGAAGUAUCUCAUUUUGUCAGCAGGCCUCACUAAUGCUAGAACUAGAGGACUCGGGGGGGGGAAAUUGUUGUUUCAAACUGUGCACCUUGAGGUGUCCUCAGGUGUUACCGUGGAGCAAUGGUGUCAGAUCGGUUUGUUUGACUUGGCGGUUAUCUAGACAAAGAAUAAAAAUGAAAUAAUUAAAUGAAUUACCUACUAUACAUUUUAUUGAUCCCUGUAAGUCACUUUGGGUUACGAUGGCAUAAAUUUUUUUACGCAAUAAUGUAUUUUUAUCUUUUAAAGAAAAAACUCUAUGAAAAGUUGAGUAUUUUAGAAAGUGGACUUGUUUUUUAAAAAUAAGCUUUGAUCUUGUUUUUUUUACUUUCAAGGCAUUCUUUUCGUCUGACAUAAUUUGUUCAGGUACAACUCAGAAUGAUGCCGUGAAGCUCAUAGAUUUUGAUCACCUGAUACUUAACAAAGAGCAUAACUUGUAGUAAUAUCGAUGGUGCCACAUUCCUCAUUGUUCCUGUUCCGUUCACCCUCAUGACUGUAAAUUCAUUCCAAACAUAAUAAUAUGCUUCAUUCUGACCCACACAUUCCAGACAUUACAAUGUUAAUAAGAAUUAUGCAAAGUAGUAUGUUUGUAUCAAUAUGUUACUUUGUCUAUAUGACAUGGUCGGUUAUAGAGGUGUUCCUGUUUUAAGAUGAUAAUGCAAGUAUUGCAAGUCAUGUUGAUCUCAACUAUCUGGCUGAAUUGACUGAAACUUAUUUUGGCAUACUGAUUCGAUUUUGGUUCUGAAAGUUUAAAAGAAAUGUUCUUAUAUUUUGGUUGAGUUAGGGUGUAAAUUUGGGUUUCAAUGGCAUAAAUACACAAUCAUAUGUUUAUCUUUUAAAGAAAUAACUAUUGCAUUGUGUAUUGUAUUUUGCCUUUGAAGUUUACGGGGAAAAAAGGAGAAUGUUUUCAGAUUUCUUCAGCGUCAAAGUGACAGUAAAAAUUUAACUUUCUUUAUGCUCAAACUGUUUUUGUGACAUUCCCAUAAAACAAAUUUCACGACCUUGUUCAUAAUUACGUGUAAAUAAAGUUUUUAUGCAAAAAAA
Messenger RNA from Aplysia californica (California sea hare), 1969 nucleotides. RefSeq lists its product as uncharacterized. The transcript is spliced from 4 exons. Bases 156 to 641 code for a protein of 161 amino acids. The record is from RefSeq and is a predicted model, not a curated record. NCBI's taxonomy places the organism in Eukaryota, Metazoa, Mollusca, Gastropoda, Aplysiida, Aplysiidae.